Molecule: messenger RNA, 942 nt
Organism: Quercus lobata
Lineage: Eukaryota; Viridiplantae; Streptophyta; Magnoliopsida; Fagales; Fagaceae
Exons: 1
Coding region: 1-942 (313 amino acids)
Source: RefSeq, a predicted model, not a curated record
AUGAGGGUCGGUGAAACCCUUCGGAGUUACGCCAGUCGGUAUUGGGAACUAUACAACAAAAUCGGUGGGGGAAAUGAGAAGAUAGCGGCAAGCACCUUUAGGAUGGGGCUUCCCAAGGAUUCUGAACUACAGGAGUCGCUGACGAAAAGACCUCCCGAGGAUAUGAGGCAAUUUAUGAGGCGCAUUGAGGAGUAUAAGCGUCUGGAAGAUGAUCGGCUGCAGAAUAAAGGGAAGGCCCCAUUACUCGGCAGAUCUCGACAGGGCAUUAUUCCGACAAGACCGAAAAAAGAUUUCUGGAUGCAGGAAUCAGAGGCGCAAAUUGAAGGAGUUAAUGUGGCGUUCAAAGAGCUUGUGCACAAAAUUCUAGAUCGGAUUAAGAAUGAAUCGUUCUUUAGGUGGCCGAACAAGAUGGGGGGUGACCCAUUUCGGAGGAAUCAAAACUUGUACUGCACAUACCACAGGGAUAAAGGGCACACCACCGAGCAGUGUCGGGUACUAAAAGAUCAUCUCGGGCAGCUAGUAAAAGCAGGGUAUCUGAAAGAGUUCGUAGUGGACUUCGUAGACCGAGAUGCCGACCAGGGUGUUCAGCAGAAAAGGAAUCCCCUCCCACCCCCGCUGGGAGUGAUCAAAGUCAUCCACGCUGCCCCGAGAGAUGUGGCCACAGUUAAGAGAGUACUGACAGUGGCCUGCGCGGAAGGAGAAUCACCCGAGAAAAGGAUGAAAGUUGGUCGGCUGACAAUCUCUUUUGACGAGGAAGACUUGGAGAGGACGGUCCAAUCUCAUGAUGAUGCGUUGGUAGUAACAGCUCGGAUAAGCAGGUUCUUGGUGAAAAGAGUGAUGAUAGACCAGGGAAGCGGAGCUAACGUAAUGUACCCGAAUUUGUUCGAAGGGCUCGGAUUGAAGAGUCAAGACUUGGUGAAAUAUGAUACGCCGCUGGUCUAG